AUGUCUGACUUAGAAAGCUGUGUUUCUUCUGCCCGUAUCCGUACCGGCGAUACCCCUCAACCCCAAGUUGGUGAAGAGUUGAAUGAUCAUAGAAAUCAACCGGAGACUCUUCCACCUCCCGAUGAUACUAGUGACGAUGAAUUCUUGCAGCCUUUAUCUCAUGAACAAACUCAAAGGUCUCAACUGUCAGCUAGGCAACUGCGGCUGAACUCCCGUCCAAAAGUACCCAGCGAAUUUCCUCGUUUUAGAAAAGGAUCCCGUUCUAACUCCGCCGGAAAUAAUGACCUCCCACCGAUGUCAGAAACAAGAACAAAUGAUAGCGUGUUUUCGGCACUGGAAGCAAAUGCUGGAGCACAUUUUCUGAAGCGGGACCGGCGGCCUUCUCGGUCUUCCUUCGACCUGGAAGCUGACUCUCAUGCCUCGAGAUCGUCACAAGAAACAGAAGAAGAUGUUUGUUUCCCUAUGUUGAGAGAACAUGUGCGGAUUAAUGGGAUUGAUUUCGAUGAAAUAGAUGACUUCAUCAAUGAAGAAAGAGAAAAUGAAUUAAUCAUGAAAACACAGAGCAAGAUGAUUGCCCAAGACACCGCCAUGAGAGUCGAAUCAAAAGCUACAGGCAACAUGUACUCACCUGGAGAGAAACUCAACAAGAAUGCUAUGAAAUAUACGCCUAAGAACAUUUUGUGGAAUGUGAACAAAGGCUCAAACAAGAAAGGCUCUUCUCAGAGGGAUGGUUCCGGAAUUGUUCCCUCUGACUCGUCAGAAGAAUUUAUUGAUGAUAAAAGGUUUGAUGACGAUUUUUCAGAUAACGUUAAGUUUGGAGGCACGAGGAUAAGUGAUGGCGACACGGUGUUGCCCGAACGCUUUUCCUUUUUCCAUUCAGACAACGAGGAAACAAUACACUCGCCAGACCUUCCAUCAUUGAUUCUGCCCGACCUGAGUGCGCGAGAACUAUUCAAAAAUGGAGAAGGAACUUGGUGGUUGGACGUUACAUGCCCAACUGACUCUGAGAUGAAAACACUUGCAAAAGCUUUUGGUAUCCACCCUUUGACAGCAGAAGAUAUCAGAAUGCAAGAAACACGCGAAAAGGUGGAAUUAUUCAGAAGUUACUACUUUGUCUGUUUUCAUACUUUUGAACCAGACAAAGAGUCGGAAGACUAUUUGGAACCUAUCAAUGUUUACAUUGUCGUGUUUCGUGAAGGGGUUUUGACUUUCCACUUCUCUCCAAUUCUGCACCCAGCGAAUGUCAGACGGAGAGUAAGACAAUUGCGUGAGUAUGUUGAUGUGAGUGCUGAUUGGCUUUGUUAUGCAAUGAUUGAUGACAUCACUGAUAGUUUCGCGCCUGUCAUUACUGCUAUCGAAUACGAAGCAGAUGCCAUCGAUGACUCUGUAUUGAUUGCUACACUGAUCAACUUUAGUUCCAUGUUACGGAGAAUUGGCGAGUCUAGGAGAAAAGUGAUGACAUUGAUGAGACUUCUCUCAAACAAAGCAGAUGUCAUUCGUAUGUUCGCGAAAAGAUGUCAAGAUGAAGCCUACCAACAGUCUCCUACAGCUGCAUCCAGAGUGAACUUAGCUGGACUCAGCGCUGGCAUCAACAGUGGAAAUGUAUCACCACCACCUUCUGCGCACGGCAUUAGCUUUGGCCCGGGCCCAGGUGCUCCUCCUGGGCUUAUGCUGGCUACACAGUUUGCUUCCGGUGACAGGGUUCAACCAAGGGCUGAUAUUGCAUUAUACUUGGGUGAUAUUCAAGAUCACGUGGUGACUAUGUUUCAGAAUUUGUCUGCUUAUGAAAAGAUUUUUAGCAGAUCUCAUGCUAAUUACUUGGCUCAAUUGCAAGUUGAGUCGUUCAAUGCGAAUUUGACAGUGACAAAAAUCUUGGGAAAUGUGACAUUAAUCGGUACGUUGUUGUUGCCUCUAAACGUCAUAACUGGUCUUUUCGGUAUGAAUGUUCGAAUCCCGGGGCAGGAUGGGUCCAACCUCGGUUGGUUUUUUGGAAUUGUCGGUUUUAUGGUCCUCAUGGUUGUGGGGUUAUUUAUUGCCGUCAAGCUUUGGUUGAGGCACAUCGAGAAGGGUGAAAGGAAAGUCGAGGAUUCAUCAAAAUCGAUUAAAAGCUUCGGCUUAAAGUAUAAGACUAAAGAAGCCGCAAAAUCCAUCAUUAGUUUCCCCAAUAGGUACGACUGA
Messenger RNA from Clavispora lusitaniae ATCC 42720, 2178 nucleotides. Its product is annotated as magnesium transporter CorA family protein. Gene Ontology annotation, biological process: magnesium ion transmembrane transport; intracellular magnesium ion homeostasis. Gene Ontology annotation, cellular component: plasma membrane. Gene Ontology annotation, molecular function: magnesium ion transmembrane transporter activity. The record is from RefSeq and is a predicted model, not a curated record. NCBI's taxonomy places the organism in Eukaryota, Fungi, Ascomycota, Pichiomycetes, Serinales, Metschnikowiaceae.